Molecule: messenger RNA, 6971 nt
Organism: Hypoxylon fragiforme
Lineage: Eukaryota; Fungi; Ascomycota; Sordariomycetes; Xylariales; Hypoxylaceae
Product: carbamoyl-phosphate synth
Exons: 3
Coding region: 160-6918 (2252 amino acids)
Biological process (GO): L-glutamine metabolic process; 'de novo' pyrimidine nucleobase biosynthetic process; L-citrulline biosynthetic process
Cellular component (GO): cytosol; cytoplasm
Molecular function (GO): aspartate carbamoyltransferase activity; metal ion binding; amino acid binding
Source: RefSeq, a predicted model, not a curated record
GAGAAAGCUCUACUCCUGAGCUUCCUACUGCUGCUUUCAUUGAACCCCUCCCCCUCCCACUUCCCCUUCCCCUUUCUCGUUAUUCACCCUUCUGCUUAGUAUUCCCACUACACCCAAGCUUCGUUAACCACCGCAAGCUUGCCACUCGCUUCAGUCAACAUGGCAGAUCCCAUUCAUUACCAGCCCGCCUCUGCGCGGAUAGUUAACUCCGAAGAUGAGGGCCUUAUGUGUCUUGACCUUCAGGACCAGUCUUCCUACCAGGGCUAUAGCUUUGGCGCGAAGAAGAGCAUUGCUGGUGAAUUGGUCUUUCAGACUGGCAUGGUUGGAUACCCAGAGUCGGUAACAGACCCUUCGUAUCGCGGCCAAAUCCUCGUAAUCACAUUUCCACUCGUGGGAAACUACGGCGUACCAUCUAGAGAGACAAUAGAUGCGCUGCUUCACGACCGUCCUGCCCAUUUCGAAUCGUCACAAAUCCACAUCGCCGGUCUUGUGGUAUCGUCAUAUGCUGGUGAAGAAUUCUCUCACUAUCUCGCAACGUCCUCGCUCGGAACAUGGUUGAAGGAACAAGGAGUGCCUGCCAUGUAUGGCGUCGACACAAGAGCUUUGACGGAACGAAUUCGACAAGAAGGCAGUAUGCUCGGACGUAUGCUAUUACAAAAGCCCAGCCUAACGAAUGGAACCACGAACGGAACCACGAAUGGCACCGGUGCUGCUGCCAACUAUCAUACCAAGGACUUGAAGCCAGAGUUUGAAUUCAUUGACUGGGUUAACCCUAACACAAAGAACCUCGUUGCUGAAGUCUCCAUUCAACGGCCCCAACUUUAUAAGCCACCCCCAUCUUUGGCAUUAAAACACCCUUUGGGGCGUCCCAUUCGAGUACUCUGUCUCGACGUUGGCAUGAAGAACAAUCAAUUAAGAUGCUUUUUAAAUAGGGGAGUUGAAGUUCUCGUAUGCCCAUGGAACUACGACUUCGCUUCUGGUGCGGGAGGUGAAUACGAUGGCCUAUUUAUAUCGAAUGGGCCCGGCGAUCCAGCUGUCAUGCAUGAACCCGUGGAGCAAAUUGCCAAGGCAAUGGAAGCCAAUCGAACGCCAGUCUUUGGUAUCUGUCUUGGACACCAGUUGCUGUCUCAAGCAGCCGGCGCCAAAACGAUCAAAAUGAAGUUCGGAAAUCGAGGUCACAACAUACCUUGCACCAGCAUGAUAACUGGUAAAUGUCAUAUCACUUCACAGAACCAUGGUUUUGCAGUUGACGCCCAGACACUGCCCAACGAAUGGAAAGAGUUGUUUGUGAACGCCAAUGACGGUAGCAACGAGGGUAUCAUGCAUGCUAGCAAGCCAUAUUUCAGCGUGCAGUUCCACCCUGAAAGCACACCAGGUCCUCGUGAUACCGAGUUCCUCUUCGACGUCUUCAUUGACACUAUUGUCAACUGCUCCAAAAACCCGAGUCUUCUUGAUUCGCCCGUUAAGUUCCCCGGCGGGACCGCCGCUGAAAACGAGCAACUGCAUCCGCGUGUCAAUGUCAAGAAAAUCCUCAUUCUUGGAAGCGGUGGUCUAAGUAUUGGACAGGCUGGUGAAUUCGACUAUUCAGGAAGUCAGGCUAUCAAGGCCUUGAAGGAAGAAGGCAUUUACACCGUCCUGAUCAAUCCCAAUAUUGCGACAAUACAAACGUCAAAGGGCCUUGCUGACAAGGUUUAUUUUCUCCCGGUGACUGCUGAGUUUGUCCGCAAAGUCAUUGUGCACGAACGGCCGGACGCCAUCUAUGUUACAUUUGGUGGCCAGACAGCGUUGCAGGUCGGCAUUCAACUCAAAGAUGAGUUUGAGGAGUUAGGAGUUAAGGUGCUUGGAACACCAAUCGACACCAUUAUCACGACCGAAGACCGGGAACUCUUUGCCCGCAGUAUGGAUUCCAUCGGCGAGAAAUGCGCCAAAUCUGCCUCCGCUAGCAGUGUCGAGGAAGCGAUGCGUGUGGUAAAGGACAUUGGUUUCCCAGUUAUUGUGAGAGCUGCCUAUGCCCUAGGUGGACUUGGAAGUGGCUUUGCCAACAACGAACCCGAACUUUUGGAUCUUUGCAACAAGGCUUUAGCAGCAAGUCCACAGGUCCUGAUCGAGAGAAGUAUGAAAGGCUGGAAGGAGAUUGAAUAUGAAGUUGUACGGGAUGCGCAAGACAACUGCAUCACCGUCUGUAAUAUGGAAAAUUUCGAUCCUCUUGGUAUCCACACAGGAGACUCCAUCGUUGUGGCGCCGUCACAAACUCUGUCAGAUGAGGAUUAUAACAUGCUACGAACCACAGCAGUCAACGUAAUCCGCCACUUGGGUGUUGUGGGAGAGUGCAAUAUCCAAUAUGCUUUGAAUCCUUUUUCCAAGGAAUACUGCAUCAUUGAGGUCAACGCAAGACUGUCGAGAUCAUCUGCCUUAGCGUCUAAAGCAACCGGAUACCCUCUUGCUUUUAUUGCUGCCAAGCUGGGCCUUGGUAUUCCGUUGAAGGAGAUCAAGAACACAGUCACAAAGGUCACAUGCGCAUGCUUUGAGCCAUCACUGGAUUAUGUUGUUGUCAAGAUGCCCCGAUGGGACCUGAAAAAGUUCACCAGAGUCUCGACACAGCUUGGCUCGUCUAUGAAGAGCGUUGGCGAAGUUAUGAGCAUUGGACGAACCUUUGAGGAAGCCAUCCAGAAGGCAAUUCGAGCCAUUGACUUCCACAACCUUGGAUUUGGCGAAACCAAAGCGCUCAUGUCGAUUGAUGACGAGCUACAAACCCCGUCAGAUCAACGUCUAUUUGCUAUUGCUAACGCUAUGCAUGCCGGGUACUCAGUAGACAGGAUCUGGGAGCUCACGAAGAUUGAUAAAUGGUUCUUGCACAGACUUAUGGGCCUGAGCCAAUUUAGCAAAGAGAUGGCAAAGUACAACACCGGUCAAAUCUCUGAGCGUCCCGAACUCCUACUACAAGGCAAGCAACUAGGCUUCUGCGAUCGCCAGCUAGCAAAGUUCUGGGACUCCAACGAAUUGGCAGUGAGACGCAUGAGGCUAGAAUUUGGAAUCACUCCCUUUGUCAAGCAAAUUGAUACUGUCGCUGCUGAAUUCCCUGCCUACACAAACUACCUCUACCUUACCUACAAUGCAUCGACGCAUGACAUUUCUUUCAACGAUCAUGGCGUGAUGGUACUCGGAUCUGGCGUUUAUCGUAUCGGUUCCUCCGUGGAGUUUGACUGGUGUUCCGUCAGAGCUAUUCGUACCCUCCGGGAGUCUGGAUUCAAAACAAUCAUGGUAAAUUACAACCCGGAGACCGUGAGUACCGAUUAUGAUGAGGCGGAUCGUCUUUACUUUGAGAAUAUCAACUUGGAGACGGUCCUCGAUAUUUAUCACAUGGAAUCGUCGAGUGGUGUUCUUGGUGCUAUGGGUGGCCAAACUCCCAACAACAUCGCUUUACCCCUUCUGCGUGCGGGUAUCAAGGUCCUCGGAACGUCGCCAGAAAUGAUUGAUCGAGCUGAAAAUCGUUAUAAAUUCUCGCGCAUGCUUGAUGAAAUCUUGGUCGAUCAACCAACCUGGAAAGAACUCACGAGCUUUGAAGACGCGAGAAGUUUCUGUCAAAAUGUGUCAUAUCCUGUCCUAGUCCGACCUUCUUACGUUCUAUCAGGUGCUGCUAUGAACACCGUCUAUUCAGAGGCAGAUCUUGCAUUGUAUUUGCAACAGGCUGCUGAGGUUUCACGAGAUCAUCCCGUGGUAAUUACGAAGUACAUUGAAAAUGCCAAGGAGAUUGAGAUGGAUGCCGUUGCGAAGGACGGGGUCGUGAUCGGUCACUUCAUUUCUGAGCACGUUGAGAAUGCUGGUGUCCAUUCUGGAGAUGCUACCCUGAUUCUGCCUCCCCAGGAUCUCGAACCUACCACAAUCCAACGCAUCGAAGAAGCUACCCGAAAAAUUGGUGCCAAGCUAAACGUGACUGGGCCGUUUAACAUUCAAUUCAUCGCGAAGGACAAUGACAUUAAGGUUAUCGAAUGCAACGUUCGUGCUUCACGUUCAUUCCCCUUCGUGUCGAAGGUCAUGGGGGUUGACUUGAUCGAAAUAGCGACUAAAGCAAUUAUGGGAGUGCCAUUCACCGAAUAUCCGCCAACGACCUUACAGCCAGAUUGUGUCGGAGUCAAGGUUCCACAAUUCAGCUUCUCUAGAUUGUCUGGCGCUGACCCUGUCUUGGGCGUGGAAAUGGCAUCUACAGGAGAAGUUGCUUGCUUUGGCAGGGAUAAAUAUGAGGCAUAUCUCAAGGCGUUGAUCUCGACGGGUUUCAAAAUCCCGAAGAGCAAUAUUCUCUUGUCAAUUGGCUCUUACAAGGACAAGAAGGAGAUGCUUCCAUCGGUCGAGAAAUUGCAGAAGAUGGGAUACAAGCUAUUUGCUACCGCCGGCACUACGGACUUCCUCCAAGAACAUGGCAUUCCUGUGCAGUUUCUAGAAGUUUUGAGCAACGAGGAGGAUGACCAAAGAUCUGAAUUCUCGCUGACGCAGCAUCUGGCAAAGAACAUGAUCAACCUCUAUAUCAAUCUUCCGUCUAAUAACAAAUAUCGCCGACCUGCCAACUACAUGAGCAAAGGCUACCAGACUCGACGAAUGGCUGUCGACUACCAAAUCCCUCUGGUCACCAAUGUCAAGAACGCCAAGAUCCUAAUCGAGGCCAUCGCAAGACAUUUUGAAUUAGAGAUUGGUAACCGGGACUAUCAGACAAGCCAUCGCACGAUUACGCUGCCGGGGUUGAUCAACAUCGCUGCCUUUGUGCCCGGAAUCGGUGCUCAAGGUAGUCAUGAUCUCCAAGCAGUCACAAAAGCUUCGAUAGCCUCCGGCUUCAGUAUGAUACGUGUCAUGCCUAUGGGCGUUGAUGGCUCUAUCACGGAUGCAAGAACACUGAAGAUUGCUCAGCAGAGUAGCAAGCAAGGGGGUUAUUGCGACUACAACUUUUCCGUAUCGGCAACGUCUAGUAACGCAGAUCAGAUCAGCCAAGUGACCAGCGAGGUUGGGUCGCUUUUUAUUCCGUUCAACCAUUUAUCGGACAAUAUUAGUAAGGUUGCGGCGGUUACUGCGCAUUUCGAUUCAUGGCCGAACCACAAACCCAUCCUCACGGAUGCAAAGACAACGGACCUUGCCUCCCUUCUGUUGCUCGCAAGCCUCCACAAUAGGCGUAUUCACGUCACCAGCGUCACCACUAAGGAAGAUAUCCGGCUGAUUGCGCUCAGCAAGGAGAAAGGCCUCAAUGUCACUUGCGACGUGUCAAUCUACUCAUUGUACUUGUCACAGGCAGAUUUCCCUGGCUGCCAAGGUCUCCCCGAGCUAGAUGACCAAAAAGCGCUCUGGGAUCACCUUGGUACAAUUGAUGUCUUCUCCAUUGGCAGCCUUCCAUACCAUCUUGCACACGCCAUCCAAUCUGAAGCAGAUUCACCAAUUCAGGUUGACCCUACCGUUGGUAUUGCAGACGCCUUGCCUCUCUUGUUGACUUCUGUCACGGAAGGUAGGCUCACCAUUGAUGACAUCAAGACACGCCUCUACGACAAUCCCAAGCAAAUCUUCGAGCUUCAUGAGCAGAUAGGGACAUCUGUCGAGGUUGAGAUUGAUCGCCCGCAUACGGUAACUGAAACAUCCGCGUGGUCGCCAUUUGCUGGCAAGGUUAUGCGUGGAGCGGUACAACGAGUAACCUUCAACGCCAAGACAGUCUGUCUCGAUGGAGAACUCCUUCCACUUGCCCCCUUAGGAAAAGAUAUGUCCACUCAUGGCAGUAUGCCUGCACCUAUGUCGCCACUUAUGAAGUCAAUGGUCCAACCAUUGUAUCCUCUCGAUGCUCUACGUGCUCGACGGCCGUCGAACCUGGUGAAGCCUAUGGGGUUGUUGAGGAGCUUGGACGGCGAGGCGGAUACUCUGAGGCCUGUGUCAAGAAGUGCACCACCUGCUGAGGAUUUUAGUCUUCCAGGACCCACACGUGCGCCAUUUGUUGAUUCCUUGCACGAUCUGCUCAUGCAACCUUCUGCGUUCAAGAAUGCGCACGUCCUCUCUGUGAAGAAGUACACGCGAUCCGAUCUUCAUUUGCUGUUUACUGUAGCUCAGGAGAUGCGCCUCGGUGUGGAUCGAGAGGGCGUUCUCAAUAUUCUGCGUGGCCGAGUUCUGUGUACCAUGUUCUAUGAACCGUCGACCCGGACUUCUGCGUCUUUCGAUACCGCAAUGCAGCGCUUGGGUGGUAGGACAAUUCCCAUCACAACUACGCAUUCGUCUGUCCAGAAAGGAGAAACACUUCAAGACACACUUAGGACACUCGAAUGUUACGGUGAUGCCAUCGUACUGCGCCACCCUGAUGAAAAGUCGGUGGACGUUGCGAGAAGAUACAGUAAGGUUCCUAUCAUAAAUGGUGGUAAUGGAAGUAAGGAGCAUCCUACGCAGGCUUUCCUCGACCUUUUCACGAUUCGUGAAGAGCUUGGUACCGUGCAGGGUCUGACUAUCACUUUCAUUGGUGAUCUUCUUUACGGGCGACCAGUACACUCAUUAGUGUACUUAUUGCGACACUACCAGGUUCACGUUCAGUUGGUCGCGCCGAAGUCUCUAGCCCUCCCGGCGGAUGUGCGCAGCUUACUUAAGGAGUCAGGACAGCUACUCUGCGAAUCUGAGGAGCUCACUCCGGAGAUUCUGGCUCGGAGUGAUGUGUUGUACUGCACGAGAGUACAGAAGGAACGGUUCCCGAGCGUGGAAGAGUAUGAAAAGGUAAAGAAUUCGUACCGCAUCGACAAUGCUACCCUUAAACACGCAAAGCAGACGACACGUGUACUACAUCCUUUGCCCAGGAAUGAGGAGGUUGCGGAGGAAGUCGAUUACGACCACCGGGCGGCCUAUUUCAGACAGAUGAGAUACGGCCUAUACUGCCGAAUGGCCUUACUAGCUUUGGUCAUGUCGGGUUGAGGCUGAUAUGUUUCCGGCAUCUGCCCGAUCGUUAUAAUUCGUAGACAAUCUUC